This is a messenger RNA of Syngnathus acus (greater pipefish), 2628 nucleotides long. It is a transcript of the gene rpn2, whose product is annotated as ribophorin II. Lineage: Eukaryota; Metazoa; Chordata; Actinopteri; Syngnathiformes; Syngnathidae. Gene Ontology annotation, biological process: protein N-linked glycosylation. Gene Ontology annotation, cellular component: membrane; oligosaccharyltransferase complex. Bases 68 to 1996 code for a protein of 642 amino acids. The transcript has 18 exons. The record is from RefSeq and is a predicted model, not a curated record.
UUGGCAGGUCAAGCAGUACACCGGAAACAAUCGUCCGUUUUGGUGACGCUGCAUUAGACUACGAGACAUGCAACUGAUCAGGCUUCUCGGGUUGGUCCUCAGUCUGGCUCUCGCUGGAGCUCAGACGCUAACCCCAGGUCAUUAUCUUUCCCUCCCCGAUAUUGCUCGACUUCAAAAUCUCCUGAGCGAGUCCUUCACAGACCUGGAGUCGGCCUACUACUCUGUAGUCGGCCUCACCAGUCUUGGAGCCAGUGUUCCUGAUCACAAGGAGGUAUGCCAGUUCCUAAAGUCCCAGCUUGAUCCCUCCAGUGUCGACUCGAUCUUUUUUGCAGCGGAGACCAGCCGAGCCUUAUCUGGAUGUGAGAUCCCUGUGAGCAAUGAAACCAGAGACAUCCUUCUGGCUACUGUCAGCGAAGACUCCACCAUGUCUCAGAUUCACCGGGCCGUGAGCGCGAUUAGCUCCUUGGGGCUCCCUCUGACCUCUCAGGAGGUCGUCAGCGCGCUCACAGCUCGCAUCAACAAAGAGGACAAUGUUGUGGCCAUUACAUUAGCUCUGCAAACAGCCACCCGCCUUUCUCCACAUGCAGAACUUGAAGGAAUACUUGAGGAAAUUGAGGAUCUGACCGCACGUUUAGAUGAUCUUGGUGGUAUCUUCCUUCAUUUCGAAGAGGGUCUCGAGGCCACCGCCACGUUUGUAACUGCAGCGUAUGCCCUGUCAGAUCAUGUGAAUGUAGAGCCACCCUUCAAACAGGACCAAGUCAUUCAGCUGGUGAACUCCAUUUUUAGCAAGAAGUCCUGGGACUCUCUGGCCGAGGCCUUCAGCGUGGCAAACGCUGCCGCUACCCUCUCUAACAACCGUUUUCAUGUUCCGGUGGUGGUCAACUCUCACGGCCCGCCCACCGUAUCGCACAGCCAGCCCACCCUGCAGAUCCUUGUUACUGACGUCAUGUCUCAGCCUCUGGCCUCAGCCAACGUGCAAGUGGAAUCUGCGUACGCUAUGGCCUCCAAGAGUGUCAUUCUUGGCCAAGCACCAUUCACUCUCAAUGACGGUGUCUUUGAACUGAACUUCAUGUCCCAGCAACCGGCCAGUGGAUAUUACCAGUUCACGGUUUCUGUGACUGGUGAUAGCCGCUUGAUUGCCAAUCACGUCGAGCUUAAGGUGAAGGUGUCUACUGAGGUGGCUGUUACCAAUAUGGACCUCUCUGUGGUGGAUAAAGACCAGAGCAUUGGCACAAAGACCACCAGGGUGCAGUAUCCUUCCAAAGCCAAGAGCUCGUUCACCGCAGACAGUCACCAGAACUUUGCCAUGGCCUUCCAGCUGGUUGACGUCAAUACUGGAAUGGAACUGACGCCCCAUCAGACUUUUGUGCGACUGCACAACCAGAAAACGGGCCAAGAGGUUGUUUUUGUUGCCGAGCCUGACGCCAAGGGUCUGUACAAGUUUGAGUUGGACGCAGCGGAGCGGAAAACCGAAUUCGCCCUCAUCUCUGGUACUUAUGCCCUUUACCUCAUGGUUGGGGAUGCUACUCUGGAGAACCCUAUCAUGUGGAAUGUGGCUGAUGUUGUCCUGAAGUUUGUGGACGAGGACGCCCCGGCUACCAUUCAACCUAAGACUCUUUACGUACCCAAGCCAGAAAUCCAACAUUUAUUCAGGGAACCAGAGAAGAAGCCGCCAACAGUCGUUUCCAACGCCUUCACUGCACUCGUCCUGUCGCCACUCCUGCUUCUGCUCAUCCUGUGGAUUAAGCUCGGGGCAAACAUUUCCAACUUCAGCUUUUCUCCCAGCACCCUUCUCUUCCAUGUUGGGCAUGCAGCUCUGCUGGGCCUGAUGUACGUCUACUGGACCCACUUGAACAUGUUCCAGACUCUUAAGUACCUGGCGAUUAUAGGUGCUGUUACAUUCUUGGCCGGGAACCGCAUGCUGGCGCAGAAAGCUGUGAAGAGGAUUGCCGCCGAGCAAAGUAGUCGGUUGGCAAAGUAUAGGAGCCUCCGAUAAAGCGCCGCUUUUGUAACAAAAGAGCUGGUUGUGCUCCCAGUCCAAAACUUGAGAAAAAAUAAACUUAGGACAUUAAAGGCAGGCACUGAAGGAGCACACGUUUUCCCCCCUUGGAGUCGAUCAACAAUGCAUCCCAUCAGUCACACUUUGGAACAGUCUUAACGGUUGAAGAAUGAGUUGCUGAAUGGAAGGAAAUUGAGAAACGCUUCAAAGGUCUUUGAGAUCCGACUGUUUUGUAAUGCUAUUGAUCAUUGCACUUCAUCUUCCUGUGAGAUUAUUUUUACGUGUUGUACAACAUGCUGGUGUUGUCAGUGUGCUCUGAUUUUUUUUUUUUUUUUUAAAUGAUUGUUUUUGUGGUUUCUUGGUGGAAUUAAGUUUUUUUUUUUUUUUUUUUUGUACAUUACCAUUUGAGACAUUACCGUUACCAUUGCAAAGUUUAUACUCGGUGUGUCUCAGCUGCUCAUCGACAUGUCAGCCGAUCUUCAAAUUCUACCAACUGUUUGUGUGUCAAGGUUGACCUUAUUUCGUAUUUGAUACAAAUUUGCAUCCCCAAGUUAAAUUGUUCACAACACAUGCGAUAUUUGAGAACACAUUUUUUCUUAUUCAGUAAUAAAGAAAUGGAGGCGAAUUAA